UUCUCCUGUGCGUGUGCUCAGCGGGAGGUAUUUCAGUGUGAUCAUGAAACUGAAGGAAACCAGGGUCACAAGUGGAUGGCUUUUACGUUCAUCAGUACUGUUCUAGUGGUCAUUAUAAUAGUAUGCACUACAAAACCUUUAAAAAAUCCCCAAACUAUAAAAUGCUCAGGAGAAUGGAUGGGAGUAGGAUAUGAGUGUUUCUAUUUUUCCGAUGAUACCAGAAACUGGACAGCCAGUAAAACAUUUUGCAGGUCACAGGGAUUGGAACUUGCUCAGAUUGAUACACCUGAAGAUAUGGUUUGAAAUUAGUGGGAAUGGAUUUUUUGCUUUUCUGAAUGCUGAUGGAGUCUACAGUUCCAGGGGAUUUGUUGAUAUGAAGUGGAUUUGCAGCAAACCUAGAUUUUAAUAGAGGAAAAAACUGGGAUUCGUUACUAAAUCCACCCAAUCGGGGGUCCCAAUGCUCACUGCCAUACAGGCAAAACUCUGGAGAUAGAGUUCAGUGGAAAGGAAAAGGAAUAUUUUUUAACAACCACACAAUUUAAAAUAAAGGUGACUUCUGCUCAAGAAGGCAGCAUAGGCAGACAUGGCUUGCCUCUUCACAAGACCACAUCAAAAUUACAACUAAAAUGUAGACUAACCAUCACUCAGGAACGUCAAAAAUCAAGCUGAAUGGUAGUCUAACCACAAAUCAAGUUGAAUGUAAAUAUGACAACUACAGAAUUAAAGAAACCACAUCCAUCCAGACUGGGAGGGAUGCAGACAUGGAAUGGGCUGGUCCCACACUGACGUGUAUAAAAAUUCAGAGUGGAUAUCUCAGGAACAAGGAGUCCCAGACCUAAACCAGGCCCUUCAACCCAAGAUUCCAGUGCCAGGAGGAUAAGUCCCCACAACAUCUAGCUGCAACCCAGUGGGGAUUGAGUCCAUGGAGGCCGCUGCUAUAUCCCCAAGCAGUUCCUCUUAAACAACCCACACAUGGACUCACCCACUCAGACUCAUGUCCUCUGAGCUCCGGCACCACAGUAGCUGCUUGCAAGGCAAAAAGAGGCCAUUGUCCCUUUUCUAAACCCUCCCCCAACAAAGCCAGCAAGUUGGUGUUAUAUCAGAGACUCCAUCAACCUGGCUACCACUGUUUCACCCACUUUGGAGAUCCCAAGAGGCUCUGCCACACCCAGCUUACAAGCCCGCCCAAGCUGAUUUUGCUUAAGAAUGGCUGGUCCUGGCUCUUAAAUUCUAUGAAACCAGCAACAGCUGGCUUCAGUGAGCCCUAGCAGCAGCCAGAUUAGAUUCACAGGUUGGCUUCUCAUGGGAAUCUCUAAGCUCAGCACAAAUUAGCAGCCAUCUCAGAUUGCUUUACAACUCUGGCAGGGUGGGCCUGGAAAAACCACAGGUGUGGGCUAAACUUGCCUCUACUGCCCCCAGAAAACCCCAGGGUCAGUGCACCCAGUGAAUACCUACAGACCGAGUCAGAGCACCAUCACCCUGCCCCUGCACAGCUGAUCUCCCAUGGAGGGCAGAGGUUGGUAGUCAGUGGUCACAGCCAGUCCUUGCAGCUGACUGGCCUGGAUAAAUUCAUCCCAUUGAUUUGCAAAAGCAACCAAAGCUUCACUACAAGAGGAGGGUGUACUCAGCCCACACUAAGAGCACACCUCAACUACCAAGCUUGGGUGAUAUGAGAGGCUGUUCCACUGGACCUUACAGGACUCUUGCUAUAUUAGGCCACACUACCAAGACAGGGAGUCAAAGAAG
This is a messenger RNA of Phyllostomus hastatus (greater spear-nosed bat), 1746 nucleotides long. Its product is annotated as C-type lectin domain family 2 member A-like. Lineage: Eukaryota; Metazoa; Chordata; Mammalia; Chiroptera; Phyllostomidae. The record is from RefSeq and is a predicted model, not a curated record. Bases 76 to 303 code for a protein of 75 amino acids. The transcript has 5 exons.